AUGGGAGAUGCCGCAACUUUCCACGCUAGUGGAUUGGAGCAGAAAAUCAAUGACAAGACAUGGCUCACAAUCCUUGAGCGUGAAGAGAAUAGGAAUGUCCUGAAUGGUACGUACAUACGCCCGUACCUUGUCGGCGAUGCUGCAUUUCCAUUGGCUCCGACAAUGAUGAAGUGUUUCUCUGACAACCAGGCGCUUGAGCCCUACCAGCGCACCUUCAAUUAUCGGCUGAUAAGAACGAGGAGAGUAGUGGAGCAAGCGUUUGGGCGUCUGAAAGGCCGCUUCGCAAUUUUGGACUCGUCAAAGCUCCGGGACCCGAUAUUUGCUGCUGAUGUUGCUCUGGUAUGCUGUGCACUGCACAACUUCUGUGAAACCUUUGCGUCAACGGAAGGUGAGAGCUGGUGCUGUGACCCACAAGAAUACGGACCAGGUCCAAAUGACCGGUUUGUUUUGGAAACCAAUGCCACCGGUUCUGUUGUACGCGAGAAAUUGGCACGGCAUGUGCAUACCCGUCGGCCUAUCUGA
Messenger RNA from Sycon ciliatum, 522 nucleotides. RefSeq lists its product as uncharacterized. The record is from RefSeq and is a predicted model, not a curated record. The coding region runs from base 1 to 522 and encodes 173 amino acids. Lineage: Eukaryota; Metazoa; Porifera; Calcarea; Leucosolenida; Sycettidae. The transcript has a single exon.